Molecule: messenger RNA, 1583 nt
Organism: Diorhabda carinulata
Lineage: Eukaryota; Metazoa; Arthropoda; Insecta; Coleoptera; Chrysomelidae
Product: histone H1-like
Exons: 2
Coding region: 153-959 (268 amino acids)
Biological process (GO): negative regulation of DNA recombination; chromosome condensation; nucleosome assembly
Cellular component (GO): nucleus; nucleosome
Molecular function (GO): double-stranded DNA binding; nucleosomal DNA binding; structural constituent of chromatin
Source: RefSeq, a predicted model, not a curated record
AAAGUCUUUUAUACUACUAAGUGUAUAUAUAGAGGUGAAAUUUUAUAUAACGAAAUAUAAAACUACAUCCAAUAUUUUUUUUUCUUUUUUUCUUUAUAUCAGUUUAGUGUAGUUUAUCGACGAUAUAAUAACACACAAGGUUGUUAGUAGUUAUGGCGGAUAUAGAAAAUCAAACUUCGGUUGUAACCGCAACGUCUGCGUCUAAUUCACCGCAGGUUUCGUCGUCUCCAAUAAAUAAAAAGGAAAAAAAAGCUAAAAAUCCUAGGACCAAACCAUCUCAUCCACCGACUUCGGAAAUGGUAAACAAUGCGAUCAAAGGUUUAAAGGAACGCGGAGGCUCAUCUUUACAAGCAAUUAAAAAAUACAUUGCUGCCAAUUACAAAGUUGAUGCAGAAAAAGUAGCGCCAUUCAUCAAAAAAUAUUUGAAAGCAUCUGUAGUAUCGGGAUCUUUGGUACAAACUAAAGGUAAAGGAGCUUCGGGAUCAUUCAAGUUAGCUUCGGCAACUUCAACUGGUGGUACUUCGGCUAAAACGAAUGCUAUUGACAAAAAGAAAAAGAAAACAGCCGCUUCUACUACAGGCGUAACUAAAUCCAAGAAAAUUGUAACAGCAGCAAAACGAAAUGCUAUUAUUGGAGGAGGAGUAGAUAAAUCGAAAAGUAUUAAGAAAUCUAAUAAAGGCAAAAAAACGACAGGUACAGCAGCGGCGGCAUCCUUAAAAACUUCGACGACAACAACAACACCGAUUACUGAUAAGAAAGGCGUUAAAGUUGCCAAAAAAACGGACAAAAAAUCUUCGGCCAAAGGAGGAGUCGCCGCCGCCGCCGCCGCCUCCAAUACAGCCAGUGCCGCAUCAUCCGAAAUUAAAACGAAGAAUCCUACUAAAGCAAAAAAAUCCAAAAAAAAAAAAAAAAAAAAAACACAAAAAACAAAAAAAAAAAAAAUCUAUCCAAAUUCCUAGGUUUUCAGAGACAACCCACAAGAGGACACCCCCCGACACGGUAACUCCGCAUUUCAUAAGCAAGUGUAGAGUUAUACAUCGGGGACAGCUAUAGAGAAGGCGAAGGACCACUCGGAUUAGAUCUUUCCGACCGGUUGUAGGUCGGAAAAGGUUUACCCGAGGCCGCGAAACACACACACACAUUAUGACGUCCAGACUAUGAAGCCAAGAGAGUAUAGCCAACAGGCUAAUCUCUUAACAAAAAAAGAUAGACAUCCCAGAAUCUCCCAUAGAACUAAGGGGAGAGGAAGGAUUCUACGCGCGAAACUGCGACGCGAAAGAGGAUGAGGACCUGUCGGAAUUGACAGGGGGUGGUUGGAAUGUUCUUCUUCGCACCCACUCGCGGAUUUAUCCGGGAGUGGAUGCUUAGAGGGACGGGAUUUCUCACGCGCAAGUGUGUGUGUGUGUGUGCUGUAAAUUCUAAUUUUAUCCACUUUUCGAUAAAUACGGUACGUUAUCCAAGUGUUUCUAUUAUUUUUUUUUUUUAAAGAGAAAUAAUGCCACCAAAAGCUAGCGGAAAGGCAGCGAAAAAAGCCGGAAAGGCUCAAAAGAAUAUUUCGAAAGCCGACAAAAAGAAAAAAAGAA